AUGAAUCGAGCCUGGUUGUGUCUGCUGCUGAUCUGCCUGGCCUUGAGCUGCGUUCCACGGCCAUCAGUAGCCGUCCAGGAUCAAUCAGCCGUCCAGGAUCAGGCAUCGAACCAAACGACAGCGAAUCCCCUGCUGAAACAAUCGCAGAACACCUUCAUCCAAUGGGUGCUCUCACUUCUGCCACAACGUCCCGGUGCCUCUGACUCGGAAAAUGCCACUCUGGCCACCUUGAGCAGCAGCUCCAUGAUGCCGGACGCGGCAUCCACCACAUCCACCACCACACCAGCGCCAUCAUCCAGCACCACCACAACCCGCAGGGCAACCACUCCGGCACCACCCACUUUGAGUCCGCCGAGGAAUUGCAGCGACUGUGUCUGCGGCAUAGCCAACAUACAGAAGCGAAUCGUCGGUGGUCAGGAGACGGAGGUGCAUCAGUACCCCUGGGUGGCCAUGUUGCUAUAUGGCGGAAGGUUCUAUUGCGCCGCCUCCCUACUCAACGAUCAAUUCCUCUUGACCGCUUCUCAUUGUGUCUAUGGUUUCCGAAAGGAAAGAAUCUCGGUGAGAUUACUGGAACACGAUCGCAAGAUGUCGCACAUGCAGAAGAUCGAUCGCAAGGUGGCCGAGGUGAUCACGCAUCCCAAGUAUAAUGCGCGGAACUAUGACAACGAUAUAGCCAUCAUCAAGUUGGAUGAGCCGGUGGAGUUCAAUGAGGUGCUGCAUCCCGUUUGUAUGCCAACGCCGGGCAGAAGUUUCAAGGGCGAAAACGGCAUCGUCACCGGCUGGGGAGCACUCAAAGUGGGUGGACCCACUUCCGAUACACUUCAGGAGGUUCAAGUGCCCAUUUUGUCGCAGGACGAGUGCCGCAAGAGUCGCUAUGGCAAUAAGAUCACGGAUAACAUGUUGUGCGGAGGCUACGACGAGGGUGGCAAGGACUCGUGCCAGGGCGACAGUGGAGGUCCUUUGCACAUCGUGGCCAGCGGAACGCGAGAGCAUCAGAUCGCCGGCGUGGUCUCAUGGGGCGAGGGCUGUGCCAAGGCCGGUUAUCCUGGCGUCUAUGCCAGAGUGAAUCGCUAUGGCACCUGGAUCAAGAACCUCACCAAACAGGCUUGCCUCUGCCAGCAGGAAACCAAGAAGAUCAAGUAG
This is a messenger RNA of Drosophila teissieri, 1143 nucleotides long. RefSeq names its product trypsin-1. Bases 1 to 1143 code for a protein of 380 amino acids. The transcript has 2 exons. Gene Ontology annotation, biological process: proteolysis. Gene Ontology annotation, molecular function: serine-type endopeptidase activity. Lineage: Eukaryota; Metazoa; Arthropoda; Insecta; Diptera; Drosophilidae. The record is from RefSeq and is a predicted model, not a curated record.